AUGGCAUCCGCACUCUUCUUCCUCGACCUGAAGGGCAAGACCCUGCUCGCCCGGAACUACAGAGGAGACAUACCUAUGUCAGCAGUCGAGAAGUUCCCUAUACUACUUUCAGAAGCCGAAGAAGAGUCGUCUGCUGUUCCGCCAUGCUUUUCUGACGAAGGCAUCAAUUAUCUCUAUAUACGACAUAACAACCUCUACCUCCUCGCUAUAACGAAACGGAACACGAAUGCCGCAGAAAUCCUCCUCUUCCUCCACAAAGUGGUCGAAGUCUUCACAGAAUACUUCAAAGAACUCGAAGAGGAGUCGAUACGCGACAACUUUGUUGUCAUCUACGAACUUCUCGAUGAGAUGAUGGAUUUUGGUUAUCCACAAACCACAGAAACCAAGAUCUUGCAAGAAUAUAUUACUCAGGAAUCACAUAAGCUGGAAGUCCAAGCCAGACCACCAAUAGCGGUUACAAACGCGGUGUCGUGGCGUAGCGAGGGUAUCAGAUACAGAAAGAAUGAAGUCUUCCUUGACGUGGUGGAAAGCUUGAAUUUGCUGGUCAGCAGUACUGGUAAUGUUCUGCGUUCUGAAAUCCUGGGCGCGGUCAAGAUGAAGUGUUACCUGUCGGGGAUGCCCGAACUCCGCCUCGGUCUCAACGAUAAAGUCAUGUUCGAGUCGACAGGUCGCGCAACUCGUGGUAAAGCUGUCGAAAUGGAGGAUGUCAAGUUUCACCAGUGUGUGCGUCUUUCACGCUUCGAGAAUGACCGCACGAUCAGCUUCAUCCCACCUGACGCAGUAAAACCACUCAUCUGGGUCGAAGCAGUGGUGGAAUCACAUUCCGGUACACGAAUAGAAUACAUGCUCAAAGCCCGGGCACAGUUUAAACGUCGCAGCACUGCAAACAACGUCGAGAUCAUCAUCCCCGUACCCGACGACGCAGACACCCCUCGUUUCCGCACGAACAUCGGCUCAGUACAUUACGCUCCAGAAAAAUCCGCCAUUGUCUGGAAAAUCAAACAAUUCGGUGGUGGCAAGGAAUUCCUCAUGCGUGCUGGGCUUGGUCUGCCGUCCGUCAAAGGCGACGACGAACGUGGCGGCGGCAUGACAGGUGGAUUUGGAGGAAGUAUGGGUGGGAUAGCUGGUGAAGGUAAGGCUAAGAGACCGAUUAACGUCAAGUUCGAGAUUCCGUACUUCACGACCAGUGGAAUUCAGGUGAGGUAUUUAAAAAUCAUUGAGCCCAAGUUGCAGUAUCCCAGUUUACCCUGGGUGAGAUAUAUUACGCAGAGUGGAGAUAUUGCGGUGAGGCUACCGGAUGUGCAGAGCUAA
Lithohypha guttulata is the source of this 1311-nucleotide messenger RNA. It is a transcript of the gene apm1, whose product is annotated as AP-1 adaptor complex mu subunit Apm1. NCBI's taxonomy places the organism in Eukaryota, Fungi, Ascomycota, Eurotiomycetes, Chaetothyriales, Trichomeriaceae. Gene Ontology annotation, molecular function: clathrin-cargo adaptor activity. Gene Ontology annotation, biological process: vesicle-mediated transport; intracellular protein transport. The record is from RefSeq and is a predicted model, not a curated record. Gene Ontology annotation, cellular component: clathrin-coated vesicle; clathrin adaptor complex. The transcript is spliced from 4 exons. Bases 1 to 1311 code for a protein of 436 amino acids.